Messenger RNA from Pestalotiopsis fici W106-1, 666 nucleotides. RefSeq lists its product as uncharacterized. The transcript is spliced from 2 exons. The record is from RefSeq and is a predicted model, not a curated record. Lineage: Eukaryota; Fungi; Ascomycota; Sordariomycetes; Amphisphaeriales; Sporocadaceae. The coding region runs from base 1 to 666 and encodes 221 amino acids.
AUGACUGAAGCUCGAGCUGCAACGGAUGCGUCGCCGCCAUCUAUCACCUCGCAGGUUGAUGAGUCCUUCUCCAAGCCUCGUCCACGCGCUCCCCGGAGUCCCGCUCAAGCGGCCCAGGUUCGGAAGACAAACCGGCGGCAAGAGUUUUUAGAACGACAUCCGUCCUACUUCGACUCUUUGGAGCACGAGCUAGCCGAUCCAAUCCUCUAUGACAAGCUGAUCCGUCGCUUCCAAACGGCACAAGAGCGGGAGAAGGAAGGCAAAACGAAGGGGUACUCCAGAGUUCUCGAGGUUGAUUUACUGCGCGGGGAGGCAAAAUUAUCGCAGCUCGCAGCCGAAGGGAAUGGAGAGCGAAACGAAUCGUCUCACACACCCUCAGAUUCCUUCAGCCUAGGUCUGAGGACGCCCACAGCCGAGCCAGAGACCAAGGAGGAAGGGCGCGAGCGAUGGAACAGCUUCCUGAGAGAGCGUUUCACCUCUGGCCAAGAUGAAGACUUUGACUACGACACCGUGGAUGCAGACGACUCUCUCGAUGUGUUGGAAAGACGUGACGAGGAAGAGGCUUGGUUCAAUGACGAGGCACCUGGCUGGGCAAGCGACGGGAAAGACGAAUUCACGACGGACAGAAAACAACUUCAAGGCGAGACUGGUAUCCAGGAUUUCUGA